GGGGCGGGGCGCCCAGCUGUCGUCACCAGGACAACGGGCGUUGCCGGCGCCUUGUGACUCUGGGCUGUGGGCGCGCUCGCGGCUCUUCGGCCAUGGUUUUCUCAAAUAAUGAUGAAGGCCUUAUUAACAAAAAGUUACCCAAAGAACUUCUUUUGAGAAUAUUUUCCUUCUUGGAUAUAGUAACUUUGUGCCGAUGUGCACAGAUUUCCAAGGCUUGGAACAUCUUAGCUCUGGAUGGAAGCAACUGGCAAAGAAUAGACCUUUUCAACUUUCAAACAGAUGUAGAGGGUCGAGUGGUGGAAAACAUCUCAAAGCGAUGUGGUGGGUUCCUGAGGAAGCUGAGCUUGCGGGGGUGUAUUGGCGUUGGAGAUUCCUCCUUGAAGACCUUUGCACAGAACUGCCGAAACAUUGAACAUUUAAACCUCAAUGGGUGCACAAAAAUCACUGACAGCACGUGUUACAGCCUUAGCCGAUUCUGUUCCAAGCUGAAGCAUCUGGAUCUGACCUCCUGCGUGUCCAUUACAAACAGCUCCUUAAAGGGGAUCAGUGAGGGCUGCCAGCACCUGGAGUACCUCAACCUGUCGUGGUGCGACCAGAUCACCAAGGACGGCGUGGAGGCGUUGGUGCGCGGCUGCCGCGGCCUGAGGGCCCUGCUGCUGAGGGGCUGCACGCAGCUGGAAGACGAAGCUCUGAAGCACAUUCAGAAUUACUGCCAUGAGCUCGUGAGCCUCAACCUGCAGUCCUGCUCCCGCGUCUCGGACGACGGCGUGGUGCAGCUGUGCCGGGGCUGCCCGCGGCUGCAGGCGCUCUGCCUGUCCGGCUGCGGCAGCCUCACCGACGCCUCCCUGACGGCCCUGGCCUUGAACUGCCCCAGACUCCAGAUCUUGGAGGCCGCCCGAUGUUCCCACCUGACUGAUGCAGGCUUUACGCUUCUAGCUCGGAAUUGCCACGACCUGGAGAAAAUGGAUCUUGAAGAAUGCAUCCUGAUAACGGACCGCACGCUCACCCAGCUCUCCAUUCACUGUCCCAAGCUGCAAGCCCUGAAUCUGCUCCUCAGAUGGGAUUUGUCCACCCCUUGUCCCCGAGACGGCCUUGUCCCGAGGUGUGAGGAAGCUGGUCCCUGUGUAGCUGUAGACUCGCUGUUUGCGGGAAGAGAGCCUGUCCCACUGCGAGCUCAUCACGGACGACGGCAUCCUGCACCUGAGCAACAGCCCCUGUGGCCACGAGCGGCUGCGGGUGCUGGAGCUGGACAACUGCCUGCUCAUCACCGACGUGGCCCUGGAGCACCUGGAGCACUGCCGCGGCCUGGAGCGCCUGGAGCUCUACGACUGCCAGCAGGUCACGCGGGCCGGCAUCAAGCGCAUGCGGGCGCAGCUCCCUCACGUCAGAGUGCACGCCUACUUCGCCCCCGUCACCCCGCCGCCGGCCGCGGGGGGCGGCGGGCAGCGGCUCUGCCGGUGCUGUGUCGUCCUCUGACGCCGCCCGCCGGAGGCCUGCGUGCCGUUCUCCGCCGUCACCCGGCUCUGAUUCUCCAGUGAGAGGCGUUCACAGGUAAAAGACUGCAGGGACCGCGGUAACUCUGGUGGUAGUUUUUACCUUUGCUCUGCUGUGAUGCAAUCAAUUCAAAGCCUUGUGUGUGUCGGUUAACAAAGAGCCGGGGCGGUCUCAGUGCAGCGGAGCACGCAGGAAACCUGGAUCUCCUAAGAGGUGGUGCUGCCCUAGAUGCAAACCCCCACCCUCCGCUCCGCCAGCGUUCCUCAACAGACCGUCAGUGUCGGCACAAAUGGAGCAGAAAAAUAAGCUGUUGGUUUUCUACCUGAUACUUAAGCCCAUGACCUCCUUUUAUUCACCAGUCCAUUUUGAUUAGCAGGACUCUUCCACUUUGAAGGUUAAAAUAGCAACUUUGUUGAAGUAACUAUAUUGCAAAUUCACAAUGCCUGACAGUUUUGUAUUUGGAGACUUACUUGGAAGGCAAGGUAAUAGGUUUCCAUGAGACACCAAAGGACGAGGCCUCUAGAAAGGGUGGAGCAGGGUCUCCACCUUUCUGUCAACUUGUCGUAGGUCCUCUUGGGGACCAGAAACUGAACAAAAGCAACUCAGACUUUGUGCUGCCUGAUGAGAAAUCGUGAGCUCUGGGGUAGGCGACAGUACAAAACGUGUUUUUGUUAAAGAGCUAAUCCUGUCAUCUCUCAGAGAAUUUGGGGGACCUUAAAGAAUUUAGGGCUCAAGUUAUCCAUACUAUAAUCAAUUAAAAAUAAUAGAUGCAUGUAGAAUGGGUGUGGUUUUUUUCCAAGUUUAUUUUAAGUCUUAGAAAUUAAGUUACACCAGAACUAUUCAAAAAUUUUACACACUUACAACUCAGCUCAGUGAAGUGUUGGCACCUUUGAGACUUAGAUAAAAAUUAAUAAACCGCCGCAGUGCUUAAGUCAGAGGGCUUAUUGCUAUUAUCUUGUGGCAGACAUAUCUGACCAAAAGCAUUUUCCAAACUCAGGCAUUCUAAUGUUAUCUGAAAUCUGAUAAGGUGAUCUGGUUUUUACACUGUGCUGUCCAGACUGUGACCUUCACUGAACCUCUGUGCUAAUCCUUCUUAGCAACCAAACAGAGCUCCUGAGAAGCUGAAGAGAAACAGCAAAAGAGAAAUUUCCCCACAACCAGCAAUAGUUCUAACAGAGUUAGGGUUCUAUUAGGUGAAAAGUUUUAGAAUCAUUUAGAAUACAAGACCUCAGUUGCAUUCUGGGAAGAGAAGGCAGAUAGAUAAAUCAUUAGUCCUGGUGAUUUUGCAGCAUUAUAUACUCUAGUAUUUCCUGAUCUAAAAAUUGUGUGUAUACCAUAGCAGUUAUUGAAAUAUACAUUUAUAUCACUGUGUAUGGGGGAAAUGGGUGUUGCAGAAAGCUAUGAGUAUAGUUUCCGUUUUAAAAAUUUAAAUGACCAGGACCUUUUAUACAUUAUCUCUUUCGAGCUCGGACACAACCUCUCAAAGCUAUUGGACUCUGGCUGAAUGACACAGGACUGCAAUUACAAAACAGCAAAGGACCUCUGUUAAGGAAAUCAGGUUUGCUUCCUCUUUAAAAUGUAAGUGUGGAACAAUCGCUGGAUGACCUGUCCUCAGUUGCAUUUGCUUUGAGAAAACAACGAAAGGAAAACACCCCCCACCAGCUCUUCUAAGGACAUUUGGACUGGUGUACUCAGAACAUACACAGUGAGCCCCUUGAUUCUAUGACAUGAAGUGACACUGGCAGGAACCUGGAUUUUAAAUGAGACACACAUUUGCAAAAACAAUCGGAAAACAUUUAUUAUACUGAAAUGUGUACAUCCUACUAUUAAAAAAACAAGUAGCAAAUUUGCUGGUGCCGUAAUUUAACCUGUUCCACUGGGACAGACUCCUGUUCAUUGCUGCUUGGUGUAAUUUCAAGUUUGACGAGCUUUUUUUUUUUUUUAACCCCACUUGUAAAAACCUGAUGAAUUCAAAAUAGCACACAGCAUUAAAUGACAUUUAUUGUUCCAUAAAUCUUGAGACUCAAAAAGGAAUGCUAAAUAGACAAGCAAAACUCUAAAA
Messenger RNA from Cervus elaphus (red deer), 3556 nucleotides. It is a transcript of the gene FBXL2, whose product is annotated as F-box and leucine rich repeat protein 2. Bases 93 to 1538 code for a protein of 481 amino acids. Gene Ontology annotation, biological process: SCF-dependent proteasomal ubiquitin-dependent protein catabolic process. The record is from RefSeq and is a predicted model, not a curated record. The transcript has 17 exons. NCBI's taxonomy places the organism in Eukaryota, Metazoa, Chordata, Mammalia, Artiodactyla, Cervidae. Gene Ontology annotation, cellular component: SCF ubiquitin ligase complex. Gene Ontology annotation, molecular function: protein binding.